Messenger RNA from Brassicogethes aeneus, 458 nucleotides. NCBI's taxonomy places the organism in Eukaryota, Metazoa, Arthropoda, Insecta, Coleoptera, Nitidulidae. The record is from the annotation of a GenBank genome assembly.
AAAAAGUACCAAAGUAUACAACCAAAAAUGAAAUUCAUUAUCUUGUGUUUUGCUGUAGUAGCAACAGUGUAUGCUGGUGUUCUUACGGACGAACAACGCCAUAAACUCCUGAGCUUUCAUAACGAAUGCGCUAAAGAAACAGGCGUUAAUGAGGAUCUCAUCGGUGAAGCUAUGAUGGGUAACUUCUCCGAUGACCCAACAUUUAAAGACCAGAUUUUGUGUUUCUCCAAAAAAAUCGGCUUCCUCGAUGCAUCCGGUAAAAUUGAUGUGGAAACAAUGAAAAAUAAAUUUAAAAUGAUGCAUGAUCAUGACGAUGAGAAAAUCGAUGAAGUGGUCGAGAAAUGUGGAAAAGAUAUGGACACCCCUGAAGAUACAGCUGUUGAGUUAAUGAAGUGUUUGUUUGAGGUUAAAAAGGAAAUGAAGAAAAAUUAAGUUAGUAAAUUGUUAAUGGUAGUUGC